AUUUUUAAGAUUUGCUAGUGACGAGUACCUAUAAAUUGACAGCGAAGGACUAAUCUAACCUUUUGCCCUUCCACGUCCGCCGCUGCCUCUACGAAUCUUCAAGAGCUACGGUGGCCACCGAAACAAAAAUGAAAAUGGUCUCUGGUCCAGUUUCGCUUGUUCUUUCUCUACCCAAUUUCAUCCUUGAAUCUCCAGGGUUUCAUUUAUCUCCUCUGAUAUCGAUUUGAAUCAUCUGCUCUCCGGUAUUUUCUCAUCUCCGUUUCAUCCCCUGUAAAACCCUCGUAUUCACCGACGAAUCCUCGCAAAAUCCGGCAUUUUUAUCGCAAUCGGCGGCUCCGUAGGCAAUCCCGGUUGUUCUCAUGCAAAUCCCGCAUCUGGGUUCUCAUCCAAUUGUUCGGAAACAUCGGUCUGGUUUCUCCGCGUUCAGCUUUAGGGUUUUGCUAGAUCAUUUGAAUUGUUGCAAUCUGGGUUAGGCUAUCGAAGCUGUCUCCUUGAGCUUUCAAUCUUCCGCCAUGGACGACGGCGAGGUUGAUUUCUCGCAGCAGGAAGUGUUCUCCAGCACAAACAUGCCGGAGAUUCCGACCAGCGGCUCGAUGGACAGUUUCUUCGACGAGCUGCUCAGAGAUAGCCAUGCGUGUACUCACACGCACACCUGCAACCCACCUGGUCCCGAUUACUCCCACACUCAUACUUGCUUCCAUGUGCAUACCAAAAUCGUCUCGGGUUCGUCAGAUGAUAAGCAUGGCAGCGAUGACACUGCUGAAUCCGUGGAUAAGAAGUCAAAGAAGCGGCCUUUGGGCAACAGGGAGGCGGUGAGGAAGUACAGAGAGAAGAAGAAGGCGAGGGCUGCGUCUUUGGAGGAUGAAGUUGUGAAAUUGAGGGCUUUGAACCAGCAGCUGAUGAAGAGGGUACAAGGGCAGGCUGCGUUGGAGGCAGAGAUUGCCAGGCUCAAGUGUUUGCUUGUUGAUAUUCGAGGAAGGAUCGAAGGGGAGAUCGGGUCUUUUCCCUAUCAGAAACCUGCUGCUACUGCUAACUUGAAUUUAACCAAUCCAAGUGGGCAGGGUGCUUAUGUGGUGAACCCUUGUAACAUGGUAUGUAAUGAUCAAGCGUAUUGCUUGCAUCCUGGGAUGGAUGAUGGGAAAGGAUUAGCAGAAGGUGUGGCUGUAAAUGGGCAAGUCUACACUGGUUGUGACUUUGAGAAUCUUCAGUGCAUGGUGAAUCAGACUUCUGGCUUCAACGAUUUUUCGGUCUGUGGUGUCGGGAAUGCCGUUGCUGCAAAUGGAAGUUUGCCUGGCUCAAGCAAGAGAAAAGGUGAGCGAAUCCAGCAAGAGUUUCUUGAAGAGACAUCCAGCAGGUGCUGUUUCUGAUAGCAAUGCGCGCUUGUUGUGCCUGCCUGCCUGCAAACGUCUCCGUUUGUUGAGCAGAAGGCAGCUUCAGCAAAUCAGCUAUCACAGGUUGCAUAUUUUGGGUUUUGUUAUUUCAAUCUUUUCUGUCAGCUAGUUUUUUCUUUUCUGUCUUUCCCCGGAUGAGUUUUAGGCUCCAUCUUUUUGUUCAAUGUACCGGGAUUCUUUCAUUUCGUCUUCAGUCUGAAGAAUGCUUUGUAAAGUCAGUUCCUUAAUGUGCCUGUAGCUAUAGGUUGGACUCGAGUAGUAGGGAUGAAUGUUACUCUUUUUCCUUGUUUGGUCCUAAUAAUUUAACAAAAUAAAAUCCCCCCUCUUCUCAACUGGCAUCAACGAGUGUGAUUAGGUGUGCUAUUUGUAGAUUGAACCUAUGCUGUUAUUUGCUGUCCUGUUGUUGAACUAGAGCAUAAGGUGAUGUUGGUCUGUGUAGUUAGUGACAUGCACAACUCACAGGACCUUUGUUUUCCAUUGGAUGAAGCAAGAAAGCAAGCCCUGCGGUGUCUGAAGAUUGUGACCACCCUGUGUUCAUGAUUCUAAUGCAUUUUCUAUGUAGCUUCUUAAACGAUGCUUAUUACAUUGUUCUUUG
Messenger RNA from Linum tenue, 1986 nucleotides. NCBI's taxonomy places the organism in Eukaryota, Viridiplantae, Streptophyta, Magnoliopsida, Malpighiales, Linaceae. The record is from the annotation of a GenBank genome assembly.